This is a messenger RNA of Closterium sp. Naga37s-1, 4632 nucleotides long. The record is from the annotation of a GenBank genome assembly. Lineage: Eukaryota; Viridiplantae; Streptophyta; Zygnematophyceae; Desmidiales; Closteriaceae.
AUGGCUGGCGGAAAGAAAAAAGGCGGAAAGGGCGCGAAAGCCGCGGCGCUGGCGGAAGAGAAGAAGCAGCAAGAGGAGCAGCAGAAGCAGCAGCAGCAACAGCAGGAGGAGGAGGAGGAGAAGGAGAAAGAGGACGUCGCGUGCGCUCUAGACCCGGAUGUGGCGGCGGCGCUUGCGGCGCUCAUGGUCCCUAUCGACUCGCCGCUAGCGCGCUGCGUCGUCCGCGACGACCGCCGCGAAUUGCGGCGUGUAAUCCGGCAGGCGCUAGAAGCGCUCGGGCUAGCGGAGAUUCUAGUGGUGGAGGCUGGGGAGGACGAAGAGGAGGAGGAGGGGGAGCGGGAGGAGGAGGAGGAGGGGGCGAAGGAAUGGAAAGAGCAGCCAUGUUGGGCGGUGAGGGUGGACGAGAUUACCGCGCGAGCACAGCACGGGAGGCACCACGUGGGUGCGCUCACAGCCCUGCACAUGGCCGCGCGCUUCCACAGGUGUGUGUGUGUGCACUCGUGCUGCUGGGCCGGGCCGUGGUGGGGCAUGGUGGGGUGGGGAGUGGAGGGGAAUGGUGGGGAAUGUGCGCGGUGCAUAGCAGCCCUGCUGGCAGCAGGGGCAGACGCGAGCCUGGCAGCGGGGCCGCUGGGGCUCACCGCACUCGAGGAAGCUCUGCUCUCCAAGCGACUGCACUUUGACUGGGGGGCGCAGACAGCACCGCUGCGAGUGGUGAACACGCUGAGGCACGAGCGCAACCUCGACUCCAUCCGCCUGCUGCACCAGCACGCCUCUGACGCUCUCCGUGUGGCAUUCACGCUAGCCGGCUGCUUCCGCCUGGUGCCACUCGUCGCGCUGCUCCUCUCGGGGGGCUCGCCCCUCAUGAACGCAGCGGUGCCCCCCUCGCAGCACCCCUGGUUCGCCGCCGUCUCUCUCGGCGCGUGCCAGUGGAUGCACGGCCACCCCUCUCUCACCCUCCUGGAUGUUAUCCUCUCCAAUCUCCUCGACCUCUCCCGCGUGCCGUUGGCGAGGGCCCGCGGGGGUCGUGGGAGCGAGCGAGAGGAAGAGGACGAGGAGGAGGAUGAGAUGUACCUUGAUGCUUGCGAGGAUGGGGAUGGGGUUUCGUCGCCUAGAUCCUGUGACCGGCGUGUGAGGAGCGAGAGGAGUGAGAGGAGUGAGCGGAGUGAGCGGAGCAGGAGGGUGCAUCAUUCGAAGCGUGCGGCGUGGCUGGGCGCAAUGGGGGUAAUGCUGCUGGAGCCGUGGCAGGAGGUGCUGGUGGGCGAGCAGGAGAAGGAGCAGCAGGAGCGCGAGCAGCAGCAGGUGCUGCGACUGCUGCACGCAGAGCGAGAGAAGCGCGAAACUGAGCACGGCAACGGCAACGGGGUGUCGGAGAGCAAGCAGGGGAAGAAGAAGAAGGCAGCAAAGGAAAAGCGAGCGGCAGAGGCAGCGGGAGGAGCAGCAGGAGGAGCAGCAGGAGCAGCGGAGGCACGGUGUCAGGAGCUGCGGAUGCGAGGCCUGAAGGUGCUGGAGGCGUUUCUGCUGUUCAACCCGCCGUUGUCAGGGCACGGGCCGAGCGUGCACCAGGUGCCGGUGGUGCGAGCAGCAGCAGGCAAUGACGGCAUGGUGGUGGGACUGCUGCUGGAUGCUGGCGCUGCUGUCAAUGACAGCGAUGGGGAUGGCAACACUGCGCUCCACUGGGUGCUCCGACAGGCGACCCCAUGGAACGGGCGGCCAGUGGACACGGCCAUUCUCUCGCAGCUCAUAUCAGCGGGGGCGAGUGUGCUGGCGGGGAACCACGUGGGGGCGACGGCGGUGCACACGGCAGCGGGGCACGGGCACAGUGAGGCGCUGGAUGUGCUGCUGGGCCGCGAGGCCGCUGCUGCCAACGCCGUCACUGCUGCCCGCGAGACUCCCCUGCACUACGCCGCUCGGCAGAAAUACGCCGUCACUGCUGCCCGGGAGACUCCCCUGCACUACGCCGCUCAGCAUGACCACGUGGCAUGUGCGGCGGUGCUGCUAUCCUUUGGUGCAUCCAACAGCAUAGAAAACGCAGGGGGCUGGAGGCCCGGCCAGCUCGCCACGUCCGCAGAGCUCCGCCAGAUGCUGGGCGAGACUGGGCCCCCCAUGCCCCGGGGCGAGGGGCGCGGGGGAGGCGGUGAGUGGGGCGCGUGGGGCGGAGGCGACUCUGCUGCUUCUGAUGCGGAUGGGGAUCGGCCUUGGGAUGCCUCUGUUUCUUCCGGUGGUGGUGGUGGUGGGGGGUCGGGUGCUCCCCCGUGGGCUGAUUCGUUGCAUCAGCUGCGGCUGGGGUGGAAGGAGACGCAGCAGCAGCAGCAGAAGCAGAGGCAGAAGGAGCAGAAGAAGCAGCAGAAGGAGCAGCAGCAACAGCAGGAGCAGGAGCAGCAGCAGCAGCAGCAGAAGGAGCAGAAGCCAGGAUACAAUCCAAACUACAAGUACAAGACGUUGCUGUGUCGGCGGUGGUCUAGCACAGGCUCUUGCAGUCUGGGCUCGCAGUGCACGUUUGCACACGGGCAGAAGGAGCUACAACAGGUGCCCAAACCACCCCCCCGCGGCCCACCACCAGCCUGGAAGAACGCGGCUGCUCCCAGUGCUGCUGCUGUUGCUGUUGCCGCAGGUUGGGAUACUGUGGCUGCUCCUGGCGGUGGUGGCGGUGGCAGUGGCAGUGGUGAGAGCAAGGGCGGCAACAAUCUUGUUCCAUGGGAGAGCAGCUCAAAUGCCUGGGGCAGUGCAAGCGGAGGAGCAGGAGGCAGGGAGGCAGGGUCAUGGGAGUGGGGUGACCAAUCAGAGGAGUCCAGGAGCACAGGCGCUGACAGCUGGGGGGGUGGCAGCACCAGCAGUGGCAGCGCCAGUGCUGCUGCUGGUGGUGGUGGUUUCCUUGGUGGCUUUCUAGCAGGGCGAGGCAACAAGUCUAUUGCUCUCUCAAACGACCUCGCUCUGCAGCCCUACAAGAUAUUCGUGGGCGGGUUACCGUACGACGUGGCAUCGGACGACCUGGCAUCGCACUUCGAGGAGCACUACGGGGGAGUGGUGGACGCCGUGGUGAUGUAUGAGCCCGACCGCGCAGCCAGUGAGCCGGGGGCCAUGCGCUCGCGAGGGUUUGGCUUUGUGGUGCUGGACUCAAGGGAGACAGUGGCACGGUUGCUUGAGAAGCACUUCGUGCCGCUGGGCGGCCGCAUGGUGGAGAUCCGAAAUGCUUCCAGGCGAGGAGGGUUCUCUCCUGCUACUGCUGUUGCUGCUGCCACCACUGCCCCCACCGCUGCCACCACUGCCGCUGCUUCUCGUCCCGCUGCUAAAUCUUCAGCUGCCAACCACACCAGCAGCACUACCACCAAAGCCACUGUCAAAGCACCACAGCCCCACAAGGCUCACCCCUCCCCCCAUCCCUCCCCCCAUCCCUCCGCACACCCCUCCCCUCAUCUCUCGGCCCAUCCCUCCCCCCAUCCCUCCGCUCACCCUUCCCCUCACCUGUCGCCCCAUCCCUCCCCCCAUCCUUCCACAAACGCGUCCCCUCUCCCCUCGCCCCAUCCCUCCCCCAGUCACAAACAGAAACGCCCACCCCCACAGCCGUCACAUGAUGUGCCUCCCAAUCCCCCACACACCACCAACCCAUCUGCACCGCUCUAUCCUGACCAACCGCACCACCUGGAUCAUCCAACCGAGCAGCAGCAGCAGCAGCAGCAGCAACAGCAGCAGCAGCAGCAGCAGCAGCAGCCCGCCAAUCCUAUUUCCCAGGUCCGUCCCCCUCCUGGGUUCCCUUCUACUGCUCAGGACCCACAUCAAGCCUCCAUGGGGCCUCAGCCAGACUCUUGGGGCGGCACCGCUGCUGCUCCUCCCAGUGCUGCUGCUGCGCCUGUUCCCGCACCACAUGGAAGGGCAGCGAGUGCAAGGAAGGUGCUGUCGCUGGGUGAGGUGGAGGCAGAGCUGCAUCAGCCCGUGCAGCAGCCGGUGCAGCCGCCAGUGCAGCAGGAGCAGGCGAGGGGUGGCGUGGAGGCGUGGGGAGGCCAGCAGGUGCAGGCACAGCAAUCAAUCCAGAACCAGCUGCUCUUGCAGCAGCAGCAGCAGCAGCAGCAGCAGCAGCAGCAGCAGCAGCAGAAAGAGGAAGAGCAGCGGCUGCAGCAGUGGCAGCAGCAGCAACAGGAGCAGCGGGAGCAGGAGCAUCAGCAGCAGCAACAAAAACAGCAGCAUAACAAGCAGCAGGCGUAUCAACAGCAGCAGCAGAGCCAGCCUUCAGACUCCCACCUGGUGGAGCAGCAGCGGCAGUUGUUGCAACAGCAGCAUGACCUGCAGCAGCAGCUGCUAGCACUCCAGCAGCAGAUCCUCUUAAGCCAACACCACCUGGCCACCCCGCCUACUGCCCUCACCUCCUCCUCCUUCCCCACUCCCUCUCCCAACACCACUCUCUUGCCCCCCACGCUACUGUCAGCAUCCACACCUACAGACCUGUCCGGAUCUGCUUCGUUCUACCCAGGAGCAGCAGCAGCAGCACACAUGCCCAUGUCACAUAAGCCGUUUGCCACGCAGCACGCAGCAGUGGGUUCGGGAAGGGCAGAAACAGCGGGAGAGGGGGGUGUGGCGGAGGGGGGAGAGGAGGAUGAGCUGGCGAGCCUGCUGUCCAUGCUGAAUGCAACUGGGUGA